GAGAAAGAAACAGCAUAUGCUGAUACCUACCUACCUGUCUUGGUAGAGGAAAGACAACAACAACAACCAAAAAAAAAAAACCCUAAACGGGAUGUUGCUUCAGACUCAAGUUAUUCUCCUGCAGUUCUUGUUCUUGAUUCUUGGGUUAGAGUCUGCAUCAACGGGAGGAUUGGCCUUACCCGGAUGCUCGGAUAAAUGUGGAAACAUCAGUAUCCCUUACCCGUUUGGGAUAGGCCGUGGAUGCUACCUGGGAGAUGCUUACGCCGUCGAAUGCCACGCCCCGAACCUCCUACUUCUUUGGGAAAGUAGAGUCUCGGUGCUUAACUUGACGCUUGAGGGCUAUAUCCGCUUGGCCUUAAACGUGUCCUACAAGUGCAGAGACUUGAAGAGCAACAACUCCGAGAGUUCCGAGCCCUCGUACAGUUUUACCCGGUUUGCCAUCUCGCCAACCAGUAACAAACUAACUGGAGUUGGUUGUGGCGGUUUCGUAACUAUGAUGGAUAUGGACAAUAUGCAAAAUCAGUUCAGUUGUGCCACGAUGACUAAUCAGAGCCACGGCAUGAUAGACGGUAAAUGCAACGGUUAUGACUGUUGCCAGCUCCCAAUAUCUGGGAACAUUUCACGGUUCCUAAUACAAACAACUAUACCAAGUAACCCUGACUGCGCACCAUGGCCAAUUUCUUGCCACUAUGCAUUUCUGGUUGAAGAUGAAGGCUAUGAGUUCAGGUCCUCAGAUCUUCUUGUCUUGAGGGAAAGCAGAGAGCGUCCGGUGCUAUUUAACUGCUUGAUGCUCAUUUCAUUUAUGGACAUCUUAUUUAUAUUCUCCAUGGUCUUCAUAUUCUUUAACUUCUUGCGCAAGUGCAACAAUAUUCUAACACCCGGGUAUCUCUGUAAUUGUACCGAAGGUUACCAAGGCAAUCCUUACCUCAAGAACGGCUGCCAAGGUACAUGUCAUCCCUUUAUCAUUUUCUUAGUGUAUUCUCUCAAUUCUCUAUCUACAUAACUGACAUGAGCUAGUUGUAC
Messenger RNA from Tarenaya hassleriana, 1023 nucleotides. RefSeq names its product wall-associated receptor kinase 1-like. NCBI's taxonomy places the organism in Eukaryota, Viridiplantae, Streptophyta, Magnoliopsida, Brassicales, Cleomaceae. Gene Ontology annotation, molecular function: polysaccharide binding. The record is from RefSeq and is a predicted model, not a curated record. The transcript is spliced from 2 exons. The coding region runs from base 92 to 1003 and encodes 303 amino acids.